This is a messenger RNA of Lolium perenne, 2312 nucleotides long. RefSeq lists its product as uncharacterized. The record is from RefSeq and is a predicted model, not a curated record. Gene Ontology annotation, molecular function: protein binding. Lineage: Eukaryota; Viridiplantae; Streptophyta; Magnoliopsida; Poales; Poaceae.
AUUAGCUCUCACCUCCCACACUCCCACAGCUCGUCACCGUCUUUGUCCCAGUUAACUCUCGCCUUCUCCUCCCCGGUUCUAAACAAUUUUGCUAGGCUUCUUGCCAUUGCCGCCAUUUUGAGCUCCACUUCUCCGAGAGCAGACGAGACCUGAGUGGUAGGGAUGGGGGAAAGUAUGAAGACGAUGCUGGCGAAGCCGAUCAAGCUCGCGGACCAGGUGGCCAAGCAAUCAAGCUCCGGCCAGUGCUUUCGCCCCGAGUGCAAGGACCUGCGCGCGCACACGGAGAAGCUCGCCGAGGUGCUGCGGCAGGCCGCGCGGGCCGACCUGUACGAGCGCCCGGUCAAGCAAAUCGUGGCCGACACCCUGCAGGCGCUCGCCAAGGCCGGCACCAUGGCCAACCGCUGCUUCGAAAGGCACUCCAGCCUCCGCCGCUGCCUCAGCUUCAAUCCCGUGAUUCCCGUCUCCAGCUUCCCGCGAACCCUCGCGCUGCUCGACGCCGCGGUCGAGGACGUCGCCUGGCUCAUCCGCGUCUCGUCCCCGCCGUCCGACCACGACGACCUGCGCGCCAUACCCAACAUCGCGCUGAACGACCCCAUACUCUACCUCAUCUGGUACCACAUCGCGCGCCUCCACACCGGCAGCCUCGCCGUGCGCGCCGACUCCGCAUCCACCCUCGCCUCCCUCGCCCGCGACAACCCGCACUUCGCCAAGCUCAUCGUCGAGGAGAACGGCGUCGUGCCCCUCGUCAGGCUGCUCAAGGAAGGCACCGAGGACGGCCAGGAGGCUGCCGCCACGGCGCUCGGCAGCGUGGACAGGCUUCUCCACGCGCAUCGGCGGUUCCUUGGCCGCGACGAAGGCAGGGUGGACAGGCUUCUCCACGCCGGGGUGUGCGCCGUCUACGCCGCGACGUUGAAGGAGCCGCCGAUGCGCGUGCAGGCCGCCAUCGCCGAGUCCAUCGCGUCCCUCGCGAGCCACAGCAAGAUAUGCCAGGACCUCUUCGCGCAGACCAACUCCGUCGUCCGGUACCUCGUCAGUCACCUCGCCGCUGGCACCAUCCAGGAACACAGCAGGUACUCCGUCCCUGGAAGCAGCAGCAGGAACAGUGCAACCCCGCUGCCGGAGCCCAUGAGGUCGCUUCACUCUGUUGUGCUUGCCAGCACACCCAGCAUGCUCCGAGGAACCUCUACUUACUCUGCCAACGAACCGCCGGAAGCCUCAAACAGCGGCCAGAUGCAAUCCGCGGCAGCCGGCAGGACAACGACGAACAGUGUCACGGCUGCACCACCCAGUAGGCCCCAGCUGAGCUCAAACGGUUCGAGCGGCCGUGGGUCGCGAGAGGCCGAGGACCCGGCCACGAAGGCGCGCAUGAAGGCCAUGGCAGCCAAGGCUCUGUGGAAGCUCGCCCACGGCCAUCCAGGAGUCUGCAAGAACAUUACGGAGUCCCGCGCGCUCCUCUGCUUCGCCAGGCUGCUCGAGAAGGGCGACGGCGGCGCGGGCACGCUCCUGCAGUUCUACUCCGCAAUGGCUAUCAUGGAGAUCACCCGCGUCGCCGAGCACAACCUCGCGCUGCGGCAGUCCGCCUUCAAGCCCAGCUUCCCGGCCGCCAAGGCCGUCACGGAGCAGCUGCUCUGCAUCGUGCGCAACGGGGAGUACGACGACCUGCUCCUCCCGUGCAUCACCGCCCUCGGCUGCCUGUCGGGCACGUUCACGGCGAGCGAGACCCGCGUGAUCGGCCCGCUAGUGCGACUGCUCGACGACCGCGAGCCGCCGGUCACCAAGGAGGCCAUCGUGGCGCUCACCAAGUUCGCGUGCUCGGAGAACCACCUGCACGUGACCCACUGCAAGGCCAUCGUCGACCACGGCGGGGCGCGGCACCUCGUUCAGCUAGUCUAUCUCGGAGACCAGCUGCAGAUCGAGGCGCUCAUGCUGCUCUGCUACGUCGCGCUGCAUGUCCCGGAGAGCGAGGAGCUCGCGCAGGCCGGGGUGCUCGCCGUGCUCCUCUGGGCGUCCAAGCAGGCGCAGCUGGUGCAGGACCUGCGCGUCGACCCGCUGCUAUCCAAAGCCAAGGGUCGGCUGGAUCUCUUCCAGUCAAGGGGAUCCAUCAUCUAGCUACGUGAACUGGAUUUAGUUCAUUCUUCUUUUCUGAUUCAAGAUUUAUCCCGAUUGUUCUUCGCUGAUUCCAACAGUGUUCGUUGGUAGAGUGUACAUUCCAUGCUUAUGUUUGUUUUCAAGGAUAUGCAAAUGCAGUAGAGACUUGUUCAUGUACAAUUUAUGCAGAUCAAUUUUGGAUGCACAGAGCUAGAAAUGGAGAA